This is a messenger RNA of Lodderomyces margitis, 2817 nucleotides long. RefSeq lists its product as uncharacterized. Lineage: Eukaryota; Fungi; Ascomycota; Pichiomycetes; Serinales; Debaryomycetaceae. The coding region runs from base 1 to 2817 and encodes 938 amino acids. The transcript has a single exon. The record is from RefSeq and is a predicted model, not a curated record. Gene Ontology annotation, molecular function: carboxypeptidase activity.
AUGACCGUGGGUAACUCAAAUCAGCAUAAUGAGAUUGAUGAUGCUGUCACCGCACAUACACAAGAGCAGUCAAACAGCAGUUCCAAGUUAGACAACUCAGUCACCCCUAAUCAAAAUUAUGGAGCCAUUACUGGUGACAAUGAUGGGUCGCACGUGGAUAUCAAUAUCGAAGCAUGUGAAUCUCCAGAAGAUUUAGAUCUGAGCAAGCCACAGACAUUUCCUCCCACGCCACAGGAGUUGCAUGAAAAUAUCAAUGAAAAUAGCUUGUUGUUGUCCCUGGGCCGAUUCCAUCCAGAUGGCGACGACGAUGAUGACGAUCGAAUGAGCAAGAUAAUCAAAUUGGCCAAGCGACCUAGUUUCAUUUGGAUCUUUGGUCUAGGAAUUCUAGCUAUUAUAAUUUUCCAGUUGACGUUCUUGCCAAGGACCUCGUUGUCGAGGGACUAUAGACGCUGGCAUGGGAUACAUUUGACAAAAACUGACGUCAAGCGAAAUUUUUUACAGUUUACCGGUAUUGGUAACAGUCAUCGUGAUCUAACCACCGAAGAAUAUAUUGACAAUUGGUUGUACGACUUUACCACUAUAAACAACAAAGCCAAGUACAAUAUAUUGGCAAAUGAUAACCCCGAAUUAAGCCGCUAUGUUGAGUCAAACUUUAAAGACUUUGGGUUCAAAACUGAAAAACAUAGCUAUGAGAUUGAUUUGCAAGAACCUUGUGCGUCAAUCAUUAAAUUGCUUGAUCCUGAAAGUGAAGUUGUGUAUCAAUGCGAAGUUUCGGAGCCAAAAUUUAAGACACCAGGGUUUUUUGCCUAUGGAGUGAACAGAAAUGUAACAGCCGGAUUUAUUUAUGUCAACUACGGUACUCCAGAGGAUUAUGAUUUGUUGUUAGCCACUAAUAACCCUCUAAAGGGGAACAUUUUUAUCAUCAAAAAUCACCUUGAAGAGCAGAAUAUUACAAUUGGCGAGAAAAUUGCAUUAGCAGAACACCAUGGAGCCAUGGGUGUCUUGACUUUUUUUGAUUCUGAUCCCUUUGGAAAUGAAGAGAGUAAAUCUUCCUUUAUGAAUGUGGCCAUUUCAAGGGGCUGCAAUAGUGAAGGGGCAAAGAUUCCGGCCAUCCCUAUUAGCAAGAAAUUAUUGCUUCCCGUUCUUGAUACACAGCAAAACCUGGCUUACAAAUCCGUGUUCAAUAAAUGGGAAUACUUGCCUUAUUCUAACUCUAAAUUCAAAUUGGAGAUUGACAGUGUUUUUGAAAACUCAAAGCGAGCAAAGUUGACAAACAUUGUUGGUACCUUAAAGGGGAUCAUGAAUGACGCCGAUGUUAUAAUUGGUGCUAGGCGUGAUUCGUUAACCUCCAAUAAUCCUCUAUCAGGACAUGCAGUCCUAUUUGAAGUUAUGAGAAAUUACCAACGAUUGAUAGAGAAAGGGUGGAAACCAUUAAGAAAUAUCAAAUUUGUAUCUUGGGAUGGUUCAUACAUGGAUUCAUUGGGCGUCAAAUUAUUCACUAAUGAUACGGUAGUGUUUAAUCCGAAACGAUCAGUGGUCUCAUACAUCAAUCUUGAUACAGAUACAGUGACUGGAAGCAAGUUUGAUGUGGACUCUAAUCCGUUACUCAAUCAUUUAUUAAAGAAAACCUCGAAAUAUAUCCCAAUUCCUAAACGCGCAGCUUUUGUAAAGACCUUGGGCAGGGACGCAGAGUGGAGUUCAAUCGAGGAAAAAAUCGACUAUGACAUUGUUAACAUUUUUGAUGAUGACAAUGAUGACGAUGACGAUGACGAUGACGAUGACGAUGACGAUGACGAUGAUGAAGAGUACACAACUUUGCACAAAUACUGGAUGAAGCAAGAUAAUGCAACAGUCAAUAACAAUUUGGGGUUGCCGUUGAUAAACUCCGAGGCUAGAAUCUUUCAACAACACUUGUCCACUCCCGUUGUAAACUUAAAGUUUAGUAAUGACGAGAAAAGAGACAGUGCAAAGUAUAUUCCAAACUCCAACUAUUAUUCACGUGAUUGGUUGAUAAAACAAGAUAUUGAUAACGAUUUGUUGCUACAUGGAUCACUAAUUAGGUUUGUGGGAUUAUUAGCUAUAAAUUUAAGUGAGCAGGAGGUUGUUGAUUACAAAACGUACAAGUAUCUCAAAUUGAUCCAGUCUUUUUAUCGUCAAUUAUUGGAAAUAGAAAAGGAGAAAUUGUUUCAAUGGAAAAACAAUGCAGUCUCAAACUACCUCAUCUACAAGAAUUCCAUUUUCCAAGAUCUCGACACUGAUGAAGAAGUCCAUUUCCACCAGAUUGUGACCCAAUUCACAUCGCUCAUGAAUAAUAUAGUGACCCUGGCAAAGGAUUUUGAUGAAUAUAACGAACGUGUUGAACAAGGACUAAGUCAGGAUUACCCAUGGUACAUGUACUACAAAAAGUUGCAGCACUUUGCCCAGUUCAAAGUGACCAAUUACAAGCUCUCUCAUUUGGAAAAGGACUUGAAAUUGACGGAUCAAGAUUACACGUAUUUGGAGAAUAAGGACCCACGAAAGAAUGUCAAUGCCGAUGCCAACUUGGUCAAACAGACUCAAGAAGAAGGGCUUGCCUCAAAUGGACUUAAAGGUAUUUUGGAUGGCUGGAAAAACAACAAAUUCUACUACAAUUCGGUGAUUUAUAGUGUGCCUAAAUUUAGUGUUGAGCAUAACAAUACUUGGUAUGAUGAGCGCUUGACCAAGAGCACAUUCACUUAUUUGUAUGCGGCGAUUGAUGAUGAUGAUUACGAAUCCACUGCAAAGUGGUUUGUAUUGAUUUACGAAAAGUUGACAAAUAUACAGUAUAAAAUGACUUAG